AUGAGCGCUCCUUCUGGGGACCCAGGCGGAAGUGCCAGUCAUGGUGAUACAUCGGAGGAACAAGGGCCUGCUAACCCCACGGGCUCUCUUUGGUACAAUGAGCUCGACCCCUUCGAGCAACAAGACGAUGACGAUGGCUCUGAUGACCAGUAUGAGCCCUCGGAGAGUAAUGAGGAUGAACAUUUUCUUGAUGCCCACGAGGAGCUUGAUGAGGCUCGGGGAGUACCCUACACUCGAGAGCAGAUUCUCGAGUUUCUUCGCCGGUCAAACUUGAGGGCUGUCACCACAACCGUUAAUGUCGCCCGUGGCACACCUUGGCAUAGGUUUCCCAGGUUCCGCAGCCGGCCUCCCAAGGAUCCCAACAGGUUCCCCAAGGUUCCGAGCGACGCGGGCACUAGGUUGAUGUCCUCUGGCCAGUUCGGCACCAAUAAUAUUGAGAUGAACUACAACCGGCGGAUGAAUAAGUCCAUUCAGAGGCGGCUGCUGGAGCGCGAGCUUGGCCUCGGAAGCUACGAUGACCGCAGGCGGAAUAAUGAUCUCAUCACCCAGUCUCUUGUUCCGUCUGGUAAUAAGGCUGAUAUGAUAAUUCACUAUGAAGAGCCCGUCUACUCCGGACAAUACUCCGCCGACGGCAACUUCUUCUUCGCAUGCGGCAAGGACUACAAGGUCCGCAUGUAUGACACCUCGCGCCCAUACAACUGGAGGCACUACAAGACGGUCACCCAUCCCUGGGGACGGUGGACUCUUACAGAUGCCUCGUUGAGCAAGGACAACAAAUGGCUGGCGUAUACGUCCAUCACAAGCCUGGUGGCUAUUGCACCCACGGACAUCAACGACACCGGAGACCCGUAUGCCCUCGAUCUCAGCGGCGGGACCAGCGACAACCAGGACUACUGGGGCGGCGGGUUCGGCGGCAUCUGGUCGGUCAGGUUCUCGGGGGACGGCCGGGAGCUGGUCGCAGGCACGAACCGCAACGCAAUCGUCGUCUACGACAUCGAGUCCCGGCGCGUGCUCCACCAGGUGCGCGGCCACGAGGACGAUGUCAACGCCGUCUGCUUCGCCGACGAGUCCUCCCCGCACAUCAUCUACUCGGGGUCCGACGACUCGACCCUCAAGGUCUGGGACCGCCGUAGCAUGGGCGACGGCCGCGAGGCGGGAGUCUUCCUGGGGCACACCGAGGGCCUGACAUACAUCGACAGCAAAGGAGAUGGACGAUACAUUCUGAGUAACGGUAAGGACCAAAGCAUGAAAUUAUGGGAUCUCCGCAUGAUGAUGUCGACCGACCGGUUCCGCGGCCUGGAUCCGAGCGCUGUCUCCCGAUUCAGCGGGUUUGACUAUCGUUCUGGUCACUACUCCGAUGACGACUGGGACGUUCACCCGCACGACAACUCCGUCGUCACCUUCCGUGGGCAUAGGGUGCUCAAUACGCUCAUUCGAUGCCACUUCUCCCCGCCAAACUCGACAAACUCGCGUUACGUGUAUACUGGCAGCAGCGACGGGAAGGUUUACAUCUACAACAUCGACGCCACUAUAGCUAGCGUCAUCAACGUUAGCGAAGCAACCAAGUGCUUGAAGCCAACGGAAGGUUACUACCGCGGCCGGUUCUGGAAUAGCUGCGUACGUGACGCCAGCUGGCACCCGCACGCCCCUAUGAUAGUUGCAUCCGCCUGGAACGGGCACGACCUAGCCAACGGGACCUGCACACUGCACUCGUUCGACGACGGAGUAGACGGCGACGAGGGAGAGCCUGAGCUGCCAAUGCACAUGGAUUCGAAAAUGCAGCCAAUCACUCUCGCCGAGCGCAGCGAGCGUUUUAACCGGUACAUGGACAUUUGA
Molecule: messenger RNA, 1836 nt
Organism: Clonostachys rhizophaga
Lineage: Eukaryota; Fungi; Ascomycota; Sordariomycetes; Hypocreales; Bionectriaceae
Source: the annotation of a GenBank genome assembly